This is a messenger RNA of Colletotrichum higginsianum IMI 349063, 321 nucleotides long. RefSeq lists its product as uncharacterized. The transcript has a single exon. NCBI's taxonomy places the organism in Eukaryota, Fungi, Ascomycota, Sordariomycetes, Glomerellales, Glomerellaceae. The record is from RefSeq and is a predicted model, not a curated record. Bases 1 to 321 code for a protein of 106 amino acids.
AUGCCUCACCCUCGCCUCAGUUGCCAUCAAGAUCCUUCCUCCCUCGCUCUCCUCGAAGACGCUAACAGUCGUAUCCCCCCCACACGCCGUCCCCAACAUGAUCAAGACGCCCCAAGCGCCGCCAUGACAACAGACCGUGAGAACGACACCCGCGUCCUUGCCAAAACAAACGCCUCUUUGUCUAUCCCAUCCAAGGAAGGGUCUAUCCUAUCGACAAACUACGCCCAUCUCCCUCCAUCUUCUGUGUUCUCUCGGCCCCUUCGUGCCCUCCUCGAAAUCCCCAUUCUCAACCUUCCUUCCGAGCAAACGAACCGCUCAUGA